This is a messenger RNA of Bombina bombina (fire-bellied toad), 3115 nucleotides long. RefSeq names its product interleukin 27 receptor subunit alpha (gene IL27RA). Gene Ontology annotation, molecular function: cytokine binding; cytokine receptor activity. The transcript has 16 exons. Gene Ontology annotation, cellular component: signaling receptor complex; external side of plasma membrane. NCBI's taxonomy places the organism in Eukaryota, Metazoa, Chordata, Amphibia, Anura, Bombinatoridae. The record is from RefSeq and is a predicted model, not a curated record. Gene Ontology annotation, biological process: cytokine-mediated signaling pathway. The coding region runs from base 277 to 2592 and encodes 771 amino acids.
AACUUUUGACAUAGACAACUAGACGAAUCUAAUAUAUAUUUUGGUCAGUUACAGAGCAUAAAUGUAUUUUCAGACACUGCAGCUCACACGCUGCAGACAAAUGUGAUUCCUCAUAGUAUAUGUUAUAGAACAAUAUGCUGUGUGUGUCACAUGACUGCUGUGCCCCUGCAACGUAAUUUACAAUAUGGCAGCUUACAUAGAAGAAUCAAGCACCGGAUCAACCAAGUUCAAAACAGUUUGGGGUAAGAGGAACAGAUAAAAUAGACAACGGUUGGAAUGCCUAGCUGUAGCAGUGCUAUGUUCCUCAUCUUCCCGAUUCUCUUAAUAUCUAUUGUUUUUAAAGGUGAUGCUGAGGAGUGUGAAUUCUAUUGUAUACAAUUAAAUCAAGACAAAGGUUUGAAUUGUACCUGGAAGGGGAACACAAAUACACAACCAAUUGUGCAACUGCAACGUCUAAACUUAUCCAGUCAUCCAGACCCAACCUCUCGCCUGCGGUUUCAAGCUCAACCAGAAAAGAAUUGGCUAUUGAUUCCCAGAUACAAUCUGACAAAAUAUUACCAGUAUGAGCUGCAGCUGGAGGCAGACGGAAAAGUGCAUAUCUUGACGCUAAAGUACCCCCAGGAUGAGGAAACUGGGCUCCUGGAACCCCCUGUCCUCAAAACGUCAGUAAACUUCUCAAGGGAAGACACUUUGGUGGUACAGGUAUUCUGGUCACAUUCUGCUGUUUCUUCUUCGCAAUUACAACUGGAACUCAGGUAUCAAAGAAAAGGAUCCAGCAACUGGAAUAUACAAUUACUGAAACCUGGCUAUCUUCUUCUGACACUGCUUCCAUUGCUGCUCUCACACACGGUGGUUUCCACUUUAACCACACACCUAGGCCAGGUAGAUCAGUCUGAUAUAGAACAUACUGUUUGUGAACUGUUAGAACUAGAACCUUACACAGAGUAUGAAGUCCAGAUUCGAUAUUUACCAGAACAGACUGGAGACAAAAAAGGGAGUCGCUGGAGUGACGCAAUCUUCUUCACAACACCUGAAGAAGCACCCUGGGGUACACUUGAUGUGUGGAGAAGUGUUGAAAAUGGAUCAUUUCUGUUUAUUUAUUGGAAGCCCUUGGAUCCACACUUUGCUAGAGGACAUAUCCGACAUUACCAGGUGAAAUAUCUUGACAUGAACCAGAACAAUACUGAGUCUGAAAACAGGCAGUGUUGUGAUAUUCGGCUGCCUGCCAACUCCAAGGACGUGUGUCUCAGAGCUGAGAACUCAGAGGGACUUGGACCAAGCACCUGUGUGACACUGCAUUGCUCAUACCUACCUCUUCCUCUGGAUAUAAGGGCAUGGGGUAACAAUGCAGGAGGUAUCACUCUAUCAUUGACUGUACCCCUGCACUUUCAAACACCUUCCUCGUACCUUGUGGAGUGGACAGAAGUAACAAAAGAUGGAAACAGAGGGCUAAACUGGACAAGAAUCCCUCUACCUGAAGGUUUAUUAUACAGUCCAACGGAAAAUGAAGACCUGUUGAACAACAUAACAUUGCCAGGUGAAUUUACUCCGUAUGUCCUAUACCGCAUUUCAGUGUUUGCAUUGUACCUCAAUGACUGCUCAGGACCGGUCUCUUCUAUUGUUUACAGUCAGGAGGGAGUUCCCUCUGGUGCCCCUGACUUCACCAUUGACCUUGUUUCUACCACGGACCUAUUUAUCUCAUGGGAGGAGAUACCAGUUUGGCAGCACAGAGGAAUGAUUACUCAUUACACUGUUUACUUGAACAACACUGAAAACGUUUCAAGACACAUAGUGUCCGGCAGGAACCUAUCUCUCUCAGGACUUUCCCCAGGAACGGUAUAUAAUGUUUGGAUGACUGCAUCAACAUUUGUUGGAGAGGGACCCCCAGGAAAAGUGAAAACAUUUCAGACUGCAGAUUCCACCCUAUCUGCGGUCUUCUUAUUCAUUCUGUCUUUAAGUGGAAUACUGAUUUUCGCACUCCUGAACCCAUACAGCCUGAGGAUUUUGAAAAUGUCAGCCUGUCAAAAAAUUCCAAAACCUAAACUUGUUUCAUUUGAGAAAUAUGCUUUCAGCAAUGUGUAUCACCCUAAUGAGAUGUUUGCCAACCCAACCAUUACUCGUUUUGAAUUGGAAUCCAGGAUCCAGGAUGCAUCCCUGACCCAAGACCCAUCCACAACCUGUCUCAAUAAUCCCACUACAGCCUGCCUUCUUGACCCCUCUUCAGCAAGUCCCCUUGGCCCCAAUUCAGUUUUAAGCCAAGACCCUGUCUCGGUGGGGAUCCUGGACCCCACUACAGAUUGGUUCCCGGAGACCUCCCCAACCUCUCUUGAUGACUCUUCUACAUCACAGGAGCUAUCCGCAGCCUAUUGCACUGAUAAUGACCCCAAUUUAGCCUUUAGCCAAGAUCCAACGACUAUGUGUCCCCAGGACGCCACCACAAAUUGGUUGCCAGAGACUUCUACAGAUUAUCACGAGGACUCCUGUACAGCCCAGAAGCAAUCUUCAGUCUGCAACAAAGUUGCUAGCUCAUUCAUAUCUGGUUAUGAGAAACACUUCAUGCCCACCCCUGAAGAAGUGAUGGGAUUUUGUUAAUUAUUGUAUUAACCCAGUGCAAUUACAGUGAUGACAAUAUUUCUUUUAAGUUGCUAGCUAUCUGCAGUAUGUAUAUUGGGAAUAUAUUUACAGGAGUAUAAGACAGGUAUAGAUAGGAACUGAAUAAAAUAGAUAUGUGCAAUAAAAAUAGUGGAUGGGUGUACAGCAAAAAGAAGGUACAUUCAAUGGAAAAUCAUGUAUUGAAUAAGUAAUGAGUAGGGAUGGGUGAAUGUAUUUAUUUUUUAAUACAAAUGUUAGAGCGAAUGUUAUUGUAGAAAUUCGAUUUACAUAAUCGAAUGUUGAUAAAAAAACGAAUAUCUUUAGAAAUUGUAUAAUUGAAUGCUAUUUACAGUUUUCGAAUGUCACUUUCGAAUUCGAAUGUUUAUAAUUAGAUCAAAAUUUUGAAUGUAACAUCGAUUUAACAAAUACUAUUCAGAAGUUAAGUAGUUCAUGUGGUAAGUAAUUUUGUAAAUUGAUGGAUAAUAGAUGCAAAUAUAAUAAAUUCAAAUGUUUCUAUUUCCAA